UCACGUCAGCCGGUUUGACAUGUCGAUCGUUUGUAUCUUUCUGUAAGAGUCUAAUUUAACUGAAUAUCUCCAUAAAUUCGCGUGAAAAUGCUGACGAAAUUCGAGACAAAGUCGGCGAGGGUUAAAGGCAUAUCAUUUCAUGCCAAACGACCAUGGGUUUUGGCUAGUUUGCACAAUGGGGUGAUUCAGCUGUGGGACUAUCGUAUGUGUACAUUGCUGGAGAAAUUUGAUGAACACGAUGGCCCUGUACGUGGCAUUUGUUUCCACAUCCAACAGCCCCUAUUUGUGUCCGGAGGAGAUGACUACAAAAUCAAGGUGUGGAACUACAAGCAAAGACGCUGCCUUUUCACACUGCUCGGACAUUUGGACUACAUCCGCACCACAUGCUUCCACCAUGAGUACCCGUGGAUCCUGAGUGCCUCAGAUGACCAGACAAUCAGAAUAUGGAACUGGCAAUCCCGUCAAUGCAUCAGCGUCCUUACCGGGCACAACCACUACGUGAUGUGCGCGCAGUUCCACCCGACGGACGACCUGAUCGUGUCCGCGUCUCUGGACCAGUCCGUCCGUGUGUGGGACUUCAGCGGGCUGCGGAAGAAGAAUGUGGCUCCGGGGCCCGCUGGGUUGGCUGAGCAUCUUAGGAACCCGCAGGCCACUGAUCUGUUUGGACAGGCUGACGCAGUAGUAAAGCAUGUGUUAGAAGGGCACGACCGCGGCGUCAAUUGGGCGGCGUUCCAUCCCACUCUGCCGCUCAUAGUGUCCGCCGCUGACGACCGCCUAGUGAAACUGUGGCGUAUGAACGAUGCCAAGGCGUGGGAAGUGGACACGUGCCGCGGGCACUACAACAACGUGUCGUGCGUGUUGUUCCACGCGCGGCACGAGCUGAUCCUGUCCAACAGCGAGGACAAGUUCAUACGCGUCUGGGACAUGACCAAGAGGACCUGUCUGCACUCGUUCAGGCGCGAACACGAACGUUACUGGGUAUUAGCCUCGCAUCCAACUUUAAACCUGUUCGCCGCGGGCCACGACGCCGGCAUGAUUCUGUUCAAACUGCAGCGAGAGAGACCCGCGUACGCCGUGCAUAACAAUCUGCUUUUCUACAUCAAGGACAGGCAAAUUCGCAAGUUGGAUAUGCAGACCAACCGCGAUUCCCCCGUCAUGCAAAUUAAGGGAAGCGGCAGGAAUCAACCCUACAGCAUGUCGCUAAACCACGCGGAGUGGUGCGUGCUCGUGAACUGGCGGGUCGGCGAGAGCAGCUCGUACGAGCUGUACGCCGGGCGCGAGGGCGGCGACACGGCCGAGCCGCUGCGGGCGCCCGCCGCGCACGCCGUCUGGGUCGCCAGGAACCGCUUCGCCGCCCUGGACAAGAACCACCAGCUCGUCAUUAAGAACCUGAAGAACGAGGUGUCCAAAAAGAUCUCCACGCCAACUUGCGAAGAAAUCAUGUACGCUGGCACGGGCAUGCUUCUACUUCGCGAACCAGACUGCGUUCAGUUGUUGGACGUUCAGCAGAAACGGACCAUCGCUACGGUGAAAGUCUCCAAAUGCCGCUAUGCCGUCUGGAAUGCCGACAUGUCCCUCGUGGCCUUACUGGGCAAGCACACGGUCACCAUCUGCACCAGGAAGCUGGAACAGCUCUGUUCCGUGACUGAAGGGGCUAGAGUCAAGUCCGGAGCCUUCGAUGACAGCACUCCACAGCCGGUCUUCAUAUACACCACUGCCAACCAUAUCAAGUACUGCUGCAGAGACGGUGACUAUGGCAUAAUUCGCACCCUGGACGUGCCAGUGUACGCCGUGAAGGUGCUAGCUUCAGAGUCCGGGGCUAGAGUGGUGUGCCUCGACCGCGAGGCCAGACCCAAGGUGCUCAACAUCGACCCUACCGAGUACAGGUUCAAGUUGGCGCUGGUGACGCGCCAGUACGACCAGGUGUUGCACAUGGUGCGCACCGCCAAGCUUGUGGGGCAGAGCAUCAUCGCAUACCUACAGGAGAAAGGUUACCCCGAAGUGGCACUCCACUUCGUGAAGGACGCCCGGACUCGCUUGUCCCUGGCUCUGCAGUGCGGAAACAUCGAAGUAGCCCUAGAAGCAGCCAAGAGUUUGGAUGAGAACUCUUCAUGGGACAAGCUUGCUGAGGCUGCCUUGCAGACUGGGAACCAUCAGAUCGUAGAGAUGUGUUACCAACGCACGAAGAACUUCGACAAAUUGUCCUUCCUGUACCUCAUCACCGGCAACUUGGACAAACUUCGAAAGAUGAUGAAAAUAGCAGAGAUUCGUAAAGAUACCUCCGCGCAGUUCCAAGGAGCUCUGUUACUGGGUGAUGCUGCGGAAAGAGUCAGGCUGCUUAAAGGAGCGGGACAGCUGUCUCUAGCCUACCUGACAGCAGCUAAUCACAAGCUGGACGAGGAGGCGGAAGCCCUGAAGGCCCAGCUCGAGGCCGCGGGUGCUCCGGUGCCGGAAGUGAAGCUACAGAGCAAGGUGCUGCGCCCCCCGCUUCCGGUGCACAAUUCGCAGCCCAACUGGCCUCUACUCGCAGUCUCCAAGUCCCUGUUUGAAGUGGCAAGCGCGGCUCGCGCCAGCGGUUUGGACACAGGCGUGGGUGCUGGUGGUGAUGAACCCUUGGAGGCUGGUGGCGCUUGGAAUGAUGAUGAAGAUGUACUUCAAGAAAACAAGGAGGCUGGUGAUGUCGAGGAGCCAAUGGAAGAUGCUUGUGAUGAUGGCGGCUGGGAUGUCGGUGACGAAGACCUGGACCUGCCCGAGGAGCUGGCACCUGUUUCUGCGGAUAUCGACGGCGGCGAUGACACGCCAGCCUACUUCGUGGCCCCAACCCGCGGCUCGAGCGUGGCGCUCUCCGCCAAACUCAAGACCGCACACGACCACGUCGCUACCGGACAGUUCGAGAUCGCUUUCAGGCUUCUAAACGAGCAAGUGGGCGUGGUGAACUUCGAGCCGUACCUAGAAACGUUCCUAGCGAUGUACAGCAGCGCGCGACUUACGUUCGGAGCGCUCCCGUCUACGCCGCCGCUCGUCGCCAACCUGCACAGAAACUGGCAGGAAGCUAGUGGCAAGGAUUUACUGCCUAUAGUCACCGCAAAACUCAACGACCUGGUAACCCAGCUCCAACAAUGCUACCAACUUACAACCGCCGGCAAGUUCACCGAGGCCACAGAGAAGUUACAACGCGUCGUGCAACGCGUGCCGCUGUUACACGUGGAGGGGAAAACGGAGCUGGCCGAGGCGCAACAACUACUCGCUAUUUGCAGGGAAUAUCUGUUGGGGCUGCAGAUGGAGACUGCUAGAAAAGCAAUGCCCAAAAACACCCUCGAAGAGCAGAAGCGGACCUGCGAGAUGGCCGCCUACUUCACGCACUGCAAACUCCAGCCUGUUCACCAGAUCCUGACCUUGAGAACUGCCCUGAACAUGUUCUUCAAGCUCAAGAACUACAGAACUGCGGCCUCCUUCGCCAGGAGACUGCUGGAACUUGGACCUAGGCCCGAAGUCGCUCAACAGGCAAGAAAAAUCCUCCAAGCCUGCGAAAAGACACCAACCGACGAACACCAGCUACUAUACGACGAGCAUAACCCCUUCACUAUCUGUGGCAUAAGUUACAAGCCGAUAUACCGCGGCAAGCCGGAAGAAAAAUGUUCCCUCUGUGGCGCGUCUUACUUCCCUGAGCAUAAAGGCAAACUCUGCCCCGUCUGUGGAGUCGCAGAGAUAGGCAAAGAUGUGCUCGGACUUAGAAUCUGCCCCCUUCAGUUUACUAGAUAAUGUGUACUCCUUUUUGCAAGAUAUUACUGUAAGAUUAUAGAAUAAAAGUAUUAUUAUAUUGAAGUGUUUUUAUUAAAGUAAUAUAACAGU
Cydia amplana is the source of this 3852-nucleotide messenger RNA. It is a transcript of the gene alphaCOP, whose product is annotated as coatomer subunit alpha. Bases 88 to 3762 code for a protein of 1224 amino acids. NCBI's taxonomy places the organism in Eukaryota, Metazoa, Arthropoda, Insecta, Lepidoptera, Tortricidae. Gene Ontology annotation, biological process: retrograde vesicle-mediated transport, Golgi to endoplasmic reticulum; intra-Golgi vesicle-mediated transport; intracellular protein transport. The record is from RefSeq and is a predicted model, not a curated record. Gene Ontology annotation, molecular function: protein binding; structural molecule activity. The transcript has 22 exons. Gene Ontology annotation, cellular component: COPI vesicle coat.